Messenger RNA from Melampsora larici-populina 98AG31, 546 nucleotides. RefSeq lists its product as uncharacterized. The record is from RefSeq and is a predicted model, not a curated record. Bases 1 to 546 code for a protein of 181 amino acids. The transcript has 2 exons. NCBI's taxonomy places the organism in Eukaryota, Fungi, Basidiomycota, Pucciniomycetes, Pucciniales, Melampsoraceae.
AUGCACAACUUAUCUAAUUUUUGGUCAGCAAUUGACAGUGGCCCAUGUAGAGCUUACAAUUGGGCCAAUUUGGUGAAUGCAUAUUGCACCACCACACUGGAAAAUAGUAAACCUUUCAGCUCUGUACAAUUGGUGUGUGCUAUGGUGGCUUGGCUAGGAGCAUUCCAAUACGUGUUGGAAGUAGAAAAAACAUCCACAAGAUUUCACUCCAAGUCAAUUUUGCGAUUACAAGGCAGUUAUUAUGAUCAUAAUUUUGGUAAUGCAACAGCAGAACCAGCCUUAUACAUGAGUGUCUUCAAAUUUGAAACUAGGGUGCCAUAUACAACACUGGUCUUGAAAUUGUGCAUUCCUGCCAAGGGUUGCUUUGCAUCAGCUAUUACAGCUGAUCCAUCUCCUUGCUCUUAUGAUCAGCUUAAGCCGUUUCAAAAACAGGGACUUCAUGAAGACAUAGAAGAAGUUGAUAUUCUGGAUCACAAAGUGAAUGAUGGAGAAUUUGAUCUACGGCCAAUUAGUGUUUGCAAGGACAUCUGGAAACCUACCAAUUAA